This is a messenger RNA of Hypanus sabinus (Atlantic stingray), 898 nucleotides long. RefSeq lists its product as uncharacterized. Gene Ontology annotation, molecular function: hormone activity. The transcript has 4 exons. Gene Ontology annotation, cellular component: extracellular region. The coding region runs from base 54 to 662 and encodes 202 amino acids. Gene Ontology annotation, biological process: signal transduction. The record is from RefSeq and is a predicted model, not a curated record. Lineage: Eukaryota; Metazoa; Chordata; Chondrichthyes; Myliobatiformes; Dasyatidae.
GAGAAGCCAGUGCACAGAUUGAACCUCGGAAAACCCGAAUCUGCAGUCUAAAGAUGAGAAGCUUCGCCCUCUCUGUCUGGGCCGCCCUGUGGGUGCUGGCCCCUCAUUGCUCGGGACGUUCCGCGGUCACCGAGAAACGCAUCCGAGACGCACGCCUGCUGGCCAAGACCACGAUCGCCCGCAUUCAGCUGCUCAACCUCCGGUUCAAACUCUCACCAAGCAUAGAAAUCACUGGACUUGAUUUGAUUCCGGCACCACUCAGAGACAUUACUCAGGAGAACCUGGGGACUGUGCAUGGGGCACUGGACUGUCUUGGUGAGAGCCUCUCCACUCUCCGGAUAAGCAACACUGUGCAGAUCCAAACUGAUUUGAAGAGCCUCAAAGUGCUGGUCAGAUCAUUGGCAACUUCGCACGGCUGCCCUGCCUCCAGGUGUGCAGCAUCUCAACAACUGAGGAAUUUUCUGCAGCAGUACUCUGCCUUUAUUCACACCAUCAGACCUGUUGUUCUGGACAGGCUCCGAAACUACCUCAGCAGGCUGCUCGUGGUAUUGAGCAACCCUUUGAGUUGCAAUGGUCCAGCCUUGAAAAGGUCUUCAGGGAGCCAACGAGAUGGUCCCUUUAGCUUCCAGCUGAGGUUGUCACCGUGCAAAUGCCAGACUUAGCCAAUCCAAUUCAGGCAGACAGGAUUCAGAAAAGAUCAUGGAUUCCAGCAACAGGAACCACCUCUCACCAACUGCAACAGAACGAUGAUCCACCACGUGGAAAACAGUCCAAGCAUGUCCUGACCUUUCAAAGACAAACCAACUGCAGCCAGACGUUGACCUAUUAGUUGACUCUAGAUGAUAUCAGUUGCUAUCAACCAUGAAUUUAAUUUGGCAGUUCCUCCUCAAUAAACAGU